Molecule: messenger RNA, 6898 nt
Organism: Dermatophagoides pteronyssinus (European house dust mite)
Lineage: Eukaryota; Metazoa; Arthropoda; Arachnida; Sarcoptiformes; Pyroglyphidae
Source: RefSeq, a predicted model, not a curated record
CAAUGGUCAUCUCAGUGAUAAUGAUGAUGAUAAUGUGGUUGAUGAUAUUAUUGAAACACAAAAUGAUAAUCAACAAUUAAUUCAAAGACCAAAAAUCAUUGAACCUAUGACCGGUGGUGGAAACGAUAUGACCGAUGAUGAACAAGUAUUAGUUAAAAUACAUAAUCGAACAUUAAUUGGAAUUAUACAACAAAUGUCAUCAUUAUUAUCAUCAGCAGAUCAAUUAUUUUCUGAACUAACAGAUGAAUGUAGACAAAUGUUUGAUCGUACAGUUAGGAUUCGAUCACGUUUCAAUAAAUUGAUUAUUAAUAUUGAUCAUCUUAAUCAUAUAAUGCGUCAUUCAGUUCCAACGAUUGGUCACAUAUCUGAUUACUAUAAUCAACUUCGACAAAAACAACAACAACAGUCACAGGAUCCUUUUGUAUUGAUUGGAAAUGUUCCACAUCAGCUAAAAUAUCUGAAUCAAAUAAUUCAUUUUCAACCGGUUCAAAAUAAUCAACAACAUUCAUCAGGUCAUCAUCAUCAUCACAAUUGGAAAAGUUCACGACAAUUAGAUCGUUCAUUAUUUACUAUUAAUAGUCGUCCUGUUUCGAUUCGUAAUCUUUAUGCACGUGCACAUUCACCCGGUGAUGUACGACUUUCGUGUUCAAUAUUUUCAUCGCCAUUCAUAAAAUCAUCAUCAUUAUGGUUGGCUAGAAAUCAUCAAUUAUUAUCCACCGAAAAUAUGACAAUUUUGUCUAAAAUUGAUAAUGUUGAUUCUAAAAAAAAUCAAUCAUUAACAUGUCAAUGUCAUUGUGGCCGUUGUCAUACAUCGUUACCAAUAUCAAAUCCCGGUGAUGGUCUAGAUGCUGGUUCUUCAAUGGUCACAUCAUCAUUAUCUUCUAGUCAUGAACAUAAUCAUACUAAUCAAUGUGAAUAUUGUCAUCAUCAUGUGACUAAUGGCAUUGUAUCCAAUGACUCUAAUUCUUCAACAUCAUCAGCUUCAUCAUCAUCGGUUGUUACAUGGUCAUCGGUUACUUCGUCAACAUUCGAACCAAUUGCUUCAACAUCAACGAUGCAUAAAAAUGAACAAAAAAAUUUACGACCAACGACGAAAACUAAAGUAGCUCCAAUGUCUUCUUUUUCAUCAUCCGGUGAUUAUUAUCCAAAUGAUACUUCCAAUAAAUCCAAUAAUUGUCAACCAGCAAUAACAGCUACUACUACCAAAACGAUUGAUGAUUUUUUUCGCGAUAAUAAUGUUAAUUUAAAUGGAAAUGAACAACAACGACAAGAAAUGGUCGAAAAUAAUCGAUGUAUUUGUUCAUGCGAUAGUCAACCUGAUGAUCAUCACCAUCAAUCGGCAUUGUCCGGUCAGCAGAAUAGUUCCAAUGCAACGAUCAAUCAAUCGAUGACCACAGCAGCAGCUAUGGCAAUGGGAACGUCAACUGUUAUUCCACCCGAUUAUUGGUAUUGGUGGUGGCUUAUGGAAUCCAAUUGUACAGGUGUUAUUCCGAAUGCCAAUCAUAGAGGGUUUGCUCCUGGUACGGUUUCAAAUCCCGGCAAUCAAACUCAAACCGGUACUGUUCAUGAUAAUUAUAAACGAUGGUCAUCGGCAUUGACCGGUUCAUCGCCAUUAAAGCCAACAUUGUUGGAUGAAACAACCAUAUGGCUUCGAGAGAAUAUCGAAACUCGACGGCCUGAAAGUAUUGUCAUCAAAUCGGCAUCCGAAUUACCUGAACAUAUUUUAUUGGAACGUGCAUUAAGUCCACCUUGUUCAUCACAUCGAAUAACUUUGCGACGUCAUCCAUCAAAAUCAUCGACGAUCAUCAACGAUGAUGAACAAAAUGAUGAAAUCGAUAAACAUUCACCUAAAUUGAGACGUCGUUGGUCGUUACUUCCAUUACGACGUUUAUCUAAACGUUGGCGUUUGACGAAUAAUAAUCGUUUAAGUUUGGCCGUCGAUAAUGGUUCACUUUCCGACAAUGAACGAAUUGAACGUCAAAAAUUGUUAUUGGGUCGUGAUUCUAGUCAUAAAUACCAGAAUAAGAAUAAUGGUAUUCACACAUCUUCUAUUGGUCAUGAUGAUAAAGAUGCUGAUGAUGGUAAUGAUGAUGAUGAUGAUGAUGAUCCAAAAGAGAUAAUAUUAAUGUCACCCGAAGAAAGAUCACAAUUAUUGGCCAAACAAUUUUCCGACUCACAAACUGUUUCGAUUGAUGUUUCUGGUCGUUCAUUUGAUAGAUUAUCUAAUACACGACGAUCAUUGAUACAUUCUGAAUUUCAUAUACCACGAAAUAAGAUUCUGGGCUAUCAUACACAUCGAAGAUCUCGAUCUAAAUCACCUCAUCAUAUUAGUGUUCGUCAUACCAAUGAUACUUUGAUAUCACCUUAUGCUCUUGGACAUUUGAAAAAUCCUGCCGAUAUUAACUAUCAUAAAAAUCGGACACCAUUACAAUCUGAUACAACCAGGAAAAUUAUUGCCAUUGAAAAAGGAUGCCAAACGGAUAAUAAUCUGAUGAUGAUGAUGAUGGAGAGAAUCGGUUCUCCAUUACAAAACUCGACAUCCAACAACAACAAUAAUAGUAAUAGAUUUGUUGUACCAAUAGAAGUUCAUCGCAAUCAUAAUGAUUUGAUGAUUGAUCAUCAAAGAACUCACAAAAAACAACUUCGACGACAACAACAUCACAAUGACAAUGAUGCUGAUGAUGAUUAUGAUGGUUACGAUGAUGAUGAUGAUGAUGAAUAUGUAGUCAUUCGAAAACGAAAUCAACAAUUACCAACAAAUCAUAGAGCUACCCGGAUCGAUGAUACUACUUCAUCUACUGCAUCAAUGGAAUUAGGGGCUUCAUGGCGAAAUCAUCGUGGUGUCUCUCUCCUCAAUGGUAAAUGUUCGGAUGCAGCAUCACAAUCAAACAAAAUCAAUCCAACAAUUAUGUAUGAUCAGUAUCGUUCUUCAAUAGCCGUACAAACUGCCCCAAUGACAACGACAAAUGCCACCAAUUUGAACACUAUUAAUGAUGAAGACAUCGACACGAAAAAAGAUACUGAAACUGCAAUAUGUCAAACAAAACAAAAUGGUGCACGUUCAUCAAGCGGAAAUUGGAGUGCAGCUACCAGUGAUUUGAUACCAUCAUCAUCGUCAUCAUCAUCACCACCGUUAAAUAUCCAGAUGGUUUCGAAAAAUGUGAAUAAAAAUCUACAACAACAACGGCGUAACAUUCGAUCACAACAACAACAUUUAGAUCCAACAACAACACCUACGACAACAGCUACAACAACAAAUAAUAAUAAUAAUUCUGAAGAAGCCGAAUCUGUUUAUUCGGUUGAUAAUGAUGGCUAUUAUACUUCAAUGCAUACCGAUUCGGGUUUGUUUUUUUUAGGACAAAGUAAUUAUUGUAAUCAAACUUUACCACCAUUUUCGACGGUCAACAAUGCCAAAACUAAGACCAGUACAUUCACUAGUCAGACUAGCCUGGCCAAACGUCAACUACAUUUGCAACAACAACAACAACAACAAAGACGAAUAAUAGAUUCUAAUGAAUUAUAUCGAUUUAAUUUGUUAUCACCAAUUCAAAAACAACAAAAUCGUUGGAAACGAUUAAAUCCUACAGCUAAUGUUAUUAAUCGUCGUAAUCAUACGCAACUGGCAGUCACUCAUACAACAGACACGAAAGAUGUUGACAUUCAAUCGACUCAAAUGGACAAACAUUGUGAAAAAAUAGAAGAAAAUAAGAACGCAAACGAACAAAAUUUGGAGCCAAACGACGGUAACAAUUCUUUGAGACGAUCAUCACUGGAAGAAUUCGGAUCGAAUUUAUCGAUAAAUUCGAUAUUAUCAAAUAGUGAUGCCUGUGAUACAUCAACGGCCGCAGCACUGGAUCAUGUUAGUUAUGGUACCUGUAAUUCAUCGAUGGCCGAUUUUGAUUGUUCCGUAUCACAUUGUUCACAUCAAAUACCUAUUGUUGUACAGCAAUCUCAAUCUCAAGGCAAUAAACAACAACAACAAUGUUCGAGAUCUUACCUUCGUAAUAUUCAAUCAAAUCGAUUGCGUACUGCUUCUGGAACAUAUCAAGAAGAUGAAACUACUACAUGUACCGGUACUGGAACUAUUCGUUCAAGUUCAAGUUCUGAAACAUUACAUACAAAUGAUUAUGAAGAAUCUGAACCGAUGAAUGAUGAUGAUAUGAUGACCGCGAAUCAUGAUCAUCAUCAUCGUAGCCAUGUACAAAAAACAUCAAGAAAUUAUCAUUCAUUAUCAGCGACCAAAAUCAAUCAUCAUCCAUCAACAUUGACAUCGGCAUCGAUCACUGCCGGUAACGCUUCGAGAUAUCAGAAACCUAAACGAUACGUUAGUCUGACUGAAAGUAGUAGUGCAUCAAGUAGUUGCCGAAAAUUACCGCCGCCGCCACCACCUCCACGAGUGUCGAGUAUGCUACGAACAUUACAGAAAUAUAAUACAAAACGUACAACUAACAAACGACAACAGCAACAACGACAAUCGAUCGAUACUGCCGAUCAUAAUAGUUGUUCAUCGAGAACAACAAAUGAUCAUCAAAGAAAAAUAUAUGAUCAAUCGGGUAAUAAUAGUCGUGAUGUAUCCAUUGUUUCGGAAAGUAAUUCCGAAUAUUUAUUACAAUCAAUUCAUGAUGAACGACGAAGACGAUUGUUUAUGGAUGUUGAUACAAAUCGUUCAUAUCCACCAUUAUCGUAUAUUGUUGAUCAAAUGACCGAUACGGCUACAUCGGUCAGUAUUCCAAGUUCAUUUUGUUUUGAUGAUGAACUUGGUAGAGAAAAUCCAGAAACAAUUCAACAAGAAAGUGAUGUAAGCUCAAAUGAAGAAAAUGAUCCGGCUUUGAAAAGGCAUAACAAUUUUCAAACUUCAGAUACAUCGAUAAGCAAUCGAACUAUAACGCCUGUGUUGGCGGAUCAAUAUCCGGAUGAUAAUGAUGAUGACAAUCAAUCCCAACAACAACCAAAAAUGACAAAAAAACAACUCGAACAUCGACAUCUUUCGUCACCAUUGCCGCCACCAAAGCUGGAUUCAUUUACAUUGAAUCAUCAUAAUUCACGUCAAAAUCCACGUUCACACCAAAAUCAUCGAUAUCAAUCUUCGACGGCGAUACGAAAAAACCAGAACACUAAUCAGCAACAGCAAUCGUCUUGCUCAUCAUUGACAUCUUCCUCAACUAUCAAAGCUCCAUCAUCACCAGAAUCGAUUCCAAAACCGAAACCACGUAAUUCUUUGAUUCUUUGCACCACCAUUUCGACAUCUAGCGAUACAACACCUUCAUUGUCAUCAGUGAUGAGUACAAGUACAUUCUCUACCAGUACUUGUUCAUCAUCGACAACUGGUGGUGGUGGUGGUGCGUUUAGUUCACCCGAUUCUACUCAAACAAUUGUGACUGCCAUUCAUACUAGAUCGACUAACGAACAUGAAAACCAUCCAUCCGGACCGAAUGCAGAUGAUGACAAACAAAUUGGAUCUACAAAAACUCCAACUCAGGCAACAUCACCCACAGAAUCUUCACCAUCAAUGAUGAAACAACAAUCUAGUAGACGUUUGACAACCGAAGAUUUAUUUAUAAUUUUGCAUAAUUCAAAAAAACGUCACAAUAUACGUGCGGAUCCACAACUUUUUUCACCAUCGCAACGAUUAUCAUCAUCGCCUAACAACAGUCAAUGUAGCAGUUCAUCACCAUCUGGACCUCGAUCUCCUUUGAGUCCUGUUGAUGGUCAUAAAAGUGAGUUAUCAUCACCCCUUUCAACAACAGCGAUUGAAGAGAAUGUAGAGGCCACCGGAUCACUAAAACGUCGAUCAUGGACAAGUGGUUGUAGUUUACCAACAUCACCAUCAUUUGCUAAUAAUAAUAAUAAUAACCGAACAAGGCAAAGUUUAGCUUCAGAUCGAUUAGGACCAAUACGGCCAACUACAUUGAACGAUUUUAAACGACUGUUAGCACAGGUCAGGCCAUCAUCGGUAACUUCCACUUCCAGCACUAAUAGCUCAAAUUCCAAUAACAUUAUUGCGGCUAACGCCACACAAGCUGCAUCUACGUACACUGCUUUGCAGCAAAUUCUAAACAAAUCUCCGAAUUGUCAUUCACCACCACCAUUACCCACAAACGGAUCGAUAUCGCAAUCUCUUUCGGCUUCUUCGCCAACCUCAUCGGGUAUCAGUUCAUCAAUGUCAUCGCCUAUUUGUAGUCCAAUGUCACCUAUUAAAUCUUCCACGAUAGUUUCAUCGAAUAGUUCGACAAACGGGUCACCCGAAACAUCUAAGCCAUUAAACACCCAAGCUAAUCAAUCAAUGGCAAAUUUCAUUAAAAAAUUUUCCAAAUCAAAAUUUUUAUCACAAGUUUAUACAAAUCCGACCGAUCGUAUGAUGACUACUGGUGUAGUUGGUGGAAGUGGCCAGAACACCACAGCCAGUCUAUGUAUCGGUAUUGGACAUCGAAAUCAAUCGAUCGGUGGUAGAUGUCCACCAAUUCCCGAAGAUGAUUCGGUCAUAACAUCUUCAACAACAACGGCCAAAGCAAAUACCAAUCUACCUAAUAAUGCUCAUACAGAUAAUAAUAAAUCUGAUCAGGUGCCAUCAACAUCGGGACAGGUACAUAAUUGUACCAGUACUUGGGUCUAAAUUACUCAUCAGAUUGUUUGUCUCGUCUCGAUUACGAUAAUAAUAAUAUCCAAUCUGCAAUGACAAUGAUUGUCUGGAUUUGUUUGGCGGAAUUGUUUUUUUUUUUGAAUCUGAUUUGGUGUUUCGAUAUUUGAAUUGAUCGAAAAUCAUUUUCGGAUGGAAUUCGUAAAUAUUUUAUUUUUUUUUGGCUGGCCAAAUUUUUUUUCAAGACAUUUAUCGAUGCAUUGUUACAAUUGUCAGAUUGAUGAUUUUAUUAUUAUUAUUAUUGUUAUAAUUAUUACCACC